UGUUAACUCCUGCUCAUGCUUUUACAGUGGUCUUAAGCAUCACCUAUUUAGGGAAGCGCUCCCGAAUCCACCUGCAGGUUAAAUCGGUGGUUCUCGAAGGUGGCCUCUGGACCGGCAGCAUUAACAUCACCUGGGAACUUGUUAGAAAUGCAAAUUAUCUAGCCCCAACCCACACCUACUGAAUCAGAAACUCUGAGGGUGGGGCCAGUAAUGUGUGUUUUAACAAGUCUUCCAGGGGAUUCUGAUGCUCACAAAACUUUAAAACCACUGGGAUAGGUCAUAAAAAAAACCUCAAAACAUUGAAGCCUCUCUCCUUGGGCUCUCCUGUUUUCAGCAUAUCAAGACACCCAGCAAAUGUUGGGAUCCAGAGCAAAGCCCAGCCUCUCUUUACCCUGCCUUCAAGGAGCCACCAUCUGGUAAAACAGCGACGGGGCACAACUAACCCCAGCAGGAUUUCAGGAGACGCUCUGGGAUUAGGUGCAGCCGUGGUAAGUGAGGAGUGUGGAGCCACUGAGAGGACGAGACCAAAGUGAAGAGGAGCUGGGCAGCUGCUGUCUGGAGCUUUGCCUCAGCCCCGUGGGCCCCACUGAAUGAGCGGCAUGUGGCACCCCUGGGCCAGUCCAGUGUCCUUCGACCUGCUGUCCAGCCCUCCCAGGAGGCCCUGACGCCCUGGGUCACUUCCACUCUGCGAAGGACCACGUGGGGGUUUGCCAUGGUGACAUAAAGGGGCACAAAGGAAGGAAGGAGCGCAACCAACCUGUGGACUGCGCCCCUGGCUUGGGGGAAGGUCCGGGGACCUGAUCCUCCACACCCUGCCCGCUGAGGGCCUCGCUUCCUAAGUCUCUGUGAAUUUGUUGGUCGCUGGACUCUCGUGUCUCCUUCUGCGUGUGGCCUUGGGGUGGCCAGGGCAGGCCAGGCCUCCAGCAGCCGAGGUCGCAGGGCCAGGAUGCCCACCCUGGCUCGCCUCCGGAGGCUGUGUCGGCACGUGUCCCCCCAGGCCGUACUUUUCCUGCUGUUCAUCUUCUGUCUGUUCAGCGUUUUUGUCUCAGCCUACUACCUAUAUGGCUGGAAGCGGGGCCUGGAGCCCUCGGCCGACGCCCCCGAGCCCGACUGUGGGGACCCGCCACCCGUGGCACCCAGCCGCCUGCUGCCGCUCAAGCCUGUGCAGGCGGCUGCCCCUUCCCGCACGGAUCCAUUGGUGCUGGUGUUUGUGGAGAGCCUCUACUCUCAGCUGGGCCAGGAGGUGGUGGCCAUCCUGGAGUCCAGCCGCUUCAAGUACCGCACAGAGAUCGCACCAGGCAAGGGUGAUAUGCCCACGCUCACCGACAAGGGCCGUGGUCGCUUCGCCCUCAUCAUCUACGAGAACAUCCUCAAGUACGUCAACCUGGACGCCUGGAACCGGGAGCUGCUCGACAAGUACUGUGUGGCUUACGGCGUGGGCAUCAUCGGCUUCUUCAAGGCCAAUGAGAACAGCCUGCUGAGUGCGCAGCUCAAAGGCUUCCCGCUGUUCCUGCACUCGAACCUGGGCCUGAAGGACUGUAGCAUCAACCCCAAGUCCCCGCUGCUCUAUGUGACGCGGCCUAGUGAGGUGGAGAAGGGUGUGCUACCUGGCGAGGACUGGACAGUGUUCCAGUCAAACCACUCCACCUAUGAGCCAGUGCUGCUGGCCAAGACGCGCUCGUCCGAGUCCAUCCCACACCUGGGUGCGGACGCCGGCCUGCAUGCUGCACUGCAUGCCACUGUGGUCCAGGACCUGGGCCUCCAUGACGGCAUCCAGCGUGUGCUGUUUGGCAACAACCUCAACUUUUGGCUACACAAGCUGGUCUUCGUCGACGCCGUGGCCUUCCUCACAGGCAAGCGCCUCUCGCUGCCGCUGGACCGCUACAUCCUGGUGGACAUUGACGACAUCUUCGUGGGCAAGGAGGGCACACGCAUGAAAGUGGAGGACGUGAAGGCCCUGUUUGACACACAGAAUGAACUACGUACACACAUCCCAAACUUCACCUUCAACCUGGGCUACUCAGGGAAAUUCUUCCACACAGGUACUGAUGCUGAGGAUGCUGGGGACGACCUGCUGCUAUCGUAUGUGAAGGAGUUCUGGUGGUUUCCCCACAUGUGGAGCCACAUGCAGCCCCACCUUUUCCACAACCAGUCCGUGCUGGCCGAGCAGAUGGCCCUGAACAAGAAGUUCGCUGUCGAGCAUGGCAUUCCCACAGACAUGGGGUACGCCGUGGCACCCCACCACUCAGGUGUAUACCCUGUGCACGUGCAGCUGUACGAGGCCUGGAAGCAAGUGUGGAGCAUCCGCGUGACCAGCACGGAGGAGUACCCCCACCUGAAGCCAGCCCGCUAUCGCCGUGGCUUCAUCCACAAUGGCAUCAUGGUCCUCCCACGGCAGACCUGCGGCCUCUUCACACACACCAUCUUCUACAAUGAGUACCCUGGUGGCUCCAGCGAGCUGAACAAGAUCAUCAAUGGGGGCGAGCUCUUCCUCACCGUGCUCCUCAAUCCUAUCAGCAUCUUCAUGACACAUCUGUCCAACUAUGGGAAUGACCGCCUGGGCCUGUACACCUUCAAGCACCUGGUGCGCUUCCUGCACUCCUGGACCAACCUCCGGCUGCAGACUCUGCCCCCUGUGCAGCUGGGCCAGAAGUACUUCCAGAUCUUCUCCGAGGAGAAGGACCCUCUCUGGCAGGACCCCUGCGAGGACAAGCGCCACAAAGACAUCUGGUCCAAGGAGAAGACGUGCGACCGCUUCCCUAAGCUCCUCAUCAUCGGCCCCCAGAAAACAGGCACCACAGCCCUCUACCUGUUCCUGGGCAUGCACCCGGACCUGAGCAGCAACUACCCCAGCUCUGAGACCUUUGAGGAGAUCCAGUUUUUUAACGGCCACAACUAUCACAAAGGCAUCGACUGGUACAUGGAGUUCUUCCCUAUCCCCUCCAACACCACCUCUGACUUCUACUUUGAGAAAAGCGCCAACUACUUUGAUUCAGAAGUGGCACCCCGCCGGGCAGCCGCCCUGUUGCCCAAGGCCAAGAUCUUGACCAUCCUCAUCAACCCUGCAGACCGGGCCUAUUCCUGGUACCAGCACCAGCGAGCCCAUGAUGACCCAGUGGCCCUGAAGUACACCUUCCACGAGGUGAUCACGGCAGGCCCCGACACAUCCUCGAAGCUGCGCGCCCUCCAGAACCGCUGCCUGGUCCCUGGCUGGUAUGCCACCCACAUCGAGCGCUGGCUCAGCGCCUUUCACGCCAACCAGAUUCUGGUAUUGGAUGGCAAACUGCUGCGAACAGAACCUGCCAAAGUGAUGGAUAUGGUGCAGAAGUUCCUUGGGGUGGCCAACACCAUUGACUACCACAAAACCUUGGCGUUUGAUCCAAAGAAAGGAUUUUGGUGCCAACUGCUUGAAGGAGGAAAAACCAAGUGUCUGGGCAAAAGCAAAGGCCGGAAAUACCCAGAGAUGGACUUGGAUUCUCGAGCCUUCCUGAAGGAUUAUUACCGAGACCACAACAUCGAGCUUUCCAAGCUGCUGUACAAGAUGGGCCAGACAUUGCCCACCUGGCUACGGGAGGACCUCCAGAACACCAGGUAGCUGCGGCCACCACAGCCAGACUGAACAUUUGGGCCUGGGCUUAUCUCAGUUCUGGACUGAUUCCCUUUUCUCAAGUUCUACCCUGGGGUGGAGAAGAAAGUUGGGUACUGGACCAGCUAUGUGGUUUCAUUGUGUUCUGCUGGGAGAGUUCCUAUUAUUCUUCUCACUGGGGCCUUUAAGCCUGGAGACUUUGGGCCAUGAGGGGAGGGAGCAGAUGAGGAACUGUCUGAGAUCAGAGUGGGAUGUACACACACACACACACACACACGCACGCACACGUGCGCACGCACGCACACACACGCGCGCACGCACGUGAAGAUUGCCCGCACAGUGGGAUCAGACAGCGAGAGUGGGACAAUGCUUUCAUAGCUCAACUCCUGGGCCUCACUUCCCAUCUGUCUUUGAGGGGUUGGGCUCUGUGUCUGUGAGGACCUUACAGCUCCCACAUUCUCUGGUCUAUCUUCUGGGCCUAGAGGCCUGCUCCCGUCUCCUGGAGCCCAGAAGGCCCAGGCUGACUGGAUGAAGCUGACACUUGUGGGGCAGGCAGUUCUCUUCUCUCUGCCUUUGGCCUGGGGAAGGAGCAGGCAGGCUUGAGAUCCUGUGAGAGCAGAGGAGAUAUUGUGGAUUUUUGUCCAGGCACUUUCGGGGGGACUGGAACCUGAGCUGUAUGUGUUCUAAGUCUGUCUGGUCACUGCUGCUGUUUCUCUUCCCACUAACAAAUCUUUCCUGAGGAGCCACUGGGCCCAGACACUGCCAGGACCUUUAGGGAUGGGGAUAAGUCUCGCUAGGGGUACUCAGCUAAUGGGCACACAGAUUCCCACACAAGAGGAGAAAACCAGAGACCAGUGGGUGUAGCAUCAUCAGCAUCUCUAAUCUUCAUCAGUUCACUAUAAGUGAUUGGCCAGAAAAGUGAGGGAGAGAGAAAUAGCUUAAAUGGUGCAGGUGACUCCACCCUCCAUUCUGUGUUUCGUCCGUGAGCCUCAGUCCCUCCAGGUUCUCAUAGCCUCCCAUGGUGUGGGCAUCUCACCACUGGGAGGGCGAGUCUGCAGUUUAAAGAUGGACCUUUUCCAGGCCCGUAAAUACGAGGAAAGGAGCUCUGGUGGUGCGGCAGUUAAGCAUUCAACUGCUAACCCAAAGGUCGGCAGUUUGAACCCACCCAGGGGAUCCAUGGGACAAAUGUGGCAGUCUGCUUUCGUAAAGAUUACAGCCUAGAAAACCCUAAGGGGCAGUUCUCUGUCACGUGGGUCGCUAUGAGUCAGAAUCAACAGCACCUAACAACAACAACAACAAAAUAUGAGCAGCUGUGCCUCUGGGGCCCAGUUGAGGAAGCAGCAGUCUGUUCCCGCCAGAGGACUCCUGGCUGGACUGCCUUAGUGGAAACUGGCGGUUCCCAACGUGGUGCUGUCCCCGCGGGUCGCUAGUGAGAAGAGCAAGUAAAAAAAAAUGUUCUACUGUCAUUUUAUCACGAACACCCAUAUGCUUACCAUCUAGAUUUACAAUGAUUAACAUUUUUGCCACAUUUGUUUCUCUCUCUGUUUUAUGGUUGUUGUUUUUUUCUGUUUUAAAAGUUGCAAACAUGAUGAGACUUCUCCCCUAGGUGCUUUAGCCAACAUCUCCUAAGAGUUAGGACAUAUCCUUCACGUUGGCCCAAUAUCGGAGUCUUGGUGGUGCAGUAACUAAGAGCUCAGCCGCUAACCAAAAGGUUGGCAUUUUGAGUCCACCAGCCGCUCCUUGGAAACCCUGUGAGGCAGUUCUACUCUGUCCUAUAGGGUUGCUAUGAGUUGGAAUCGACUUGACGGCAACGGGUUUGGCCCAAUAUAUCACACCCAUGACAACAGUCAUUUCCUAACAACAGCUGCUAUCCAGUCCACUUUUAAAUGUUCCCUGUUGUCCCUCAAGUAACUUGUAGCUGCUUUUCAAACCAGGAUCCAGUCAGGGUACACACACUGCAUUUUGUACAGUGUUUCUUUAAUCUCUUUUAAUGCUGAAAAGACCACCCCCACCUCAACACACACACACUUUGAUUUUUUAAACGACAGACAUUGAUUUUUGGAGGCUGGCGGCCUGCUGUGUGUAGAAGCCCCACAUGGCUUUGUCUGAUUGUCUCUCGUGGUGUCGGAUAACCAGUUCCUCCAUCCCCUGUAUCGUCAAAGGUAAUUUAGGCUGUGUGGAUUUUUAUCUUCUGCGCUGACUUGACAGCUUCACUCCUGCCUGAGAUGUGCUCCUAUUGUCAGCUGUACCAAGUGCCAAACCAGCAGAGGGGCAGUCGGAGCUCUAGCGGCUCAGGGACGGUGAGGGCGGGUUUCCUGGAGAAGACAGCAUCCCGCUGGGCCCAGGAGGAAGGGAGAGAGGACAUUGUAGAAGGCGUUGCGGCGCUGUUGAGAAUGAGGUAUCUUGAGUCAGGAGGAGCCUCAGCUGCCUUUUUGAGCUGGGGAUGGUCCACAGGCACCAGACAGCAUCUCUCUCUCUCUCUCUCUGUCUCUCUCAUGGUCCUUGGGUUUUCACUCCCUGGAGGCCCAGGGUCUUUUGUGGACUCAGGUGUGCACUUGAGCAGAGCCAGGCCCCUGGGACACAUCGGGAGGGCCUGGCUGGGGAGCUGCCUCCCCAGGCCAUGGUGUGGGGAGAAGAGCACUGGGCUAGAGGUGGGAGAGCUGAGGUUGAGUCUCAGUGGGUGCAGUUAGUGGCCAUGUGCUGGCUGUCCUCCCAGGGCCCCCUAUUUCCCCAUCUAUAAAAUGAGUGGAUGGGGCUACAGCAGUGGUUUUCAAAUAUCAAAGAAAGUCCUAAGCAGAAACAACAGGUAGGACAGAUGGGAGCAGGUCUGCUCUAGUUGCAGUGAGGUUGGGGGGCUCAGAGGCUCCCCCACCCAGAGGCAGUACUGGAAUCGGGUUUGCCAAGCCUGAGGUGGUUGCCCUUGGGGCUUGCCCUGCCAGCUCAGGUGGUGAGAGGUGGCUUAGCUCCUCCAGGGUGCUGGGGCUUUGUGUGGACUCAAUGCCCAGGGCCUGGGGGAGAACUAGGGCUGCGUUUUACCCUAAGGUGUUCAUCCUUCCUGCUCCUCUUCCUCUCUGGUCCUGGAGGAGGAGGAGGAGGAAAGGUUUUCUAUGACUGUGUAGCUUUUAUUAUCAGCAAGAGGGCUCCUUUUGUAAUUUUUGCAUGAAAUUCAUGUCAUUUCCUGGGGAGAGGAGAGAGCCGACUGGAGGGGGUGGGGGCACAUUGGGGGAGCAGGCAAAGGCUUCCUUCCCAUGCUGGGGGGUGGGGAGGGGUGGAGAGGAGGCGCUACCCAGCUCAUCUGAUGAGGGCUCUCGAACCAGCCGUUUUGGGUUGUGUUAAAAGUGGCAACCUUCCUCCAUUAAUGUACAAUCUCGAACUAACUGCUAAUAAAGUGGGGUUCUGUUUGUACACAUUGGUCCUGUUUGUCUGUCUGUGGCACCUUUUUGCAAGGGCAGGGGAGGGUGGAGAUGGGGAUGUUUGUAUGCACGGCCAAAGUCUGCUCCCUGUUUCCCCAUAGACAUGCACACACAUGCACACAUACGGUGACUUGGUCAAAUUAACCACUGGGUUGUGAAUUGACGCCUUCACAGAUAGCAGAGGCCUAUCUCUGGGCAGCUGCCUGGGGCGGCUCAGAUGACAGAGAGAAACUAGAUAGCUCAGAGGUGCUGGGGGUCAAGCGUGGCUCUGAGAGCCAGGAGACGCAGAGUCUAGAGUGAGUUCUGUCACUGAUGGGUCUUGUGACUAGCAGUGACAAGCCACUGUUACUCUUGAUCCUCAGUUUCCCGCAUCCUUUAGGGAUGUGGAGGGAGUCAGUGGCCCCUCCGGGAAAAUCUGCUUAAAAUGCAAAUUCUCAGAUCCUGCUUCCAGAGAUUCAUCUGCAACAGAAGUGGAUGGGGCCCAAGCAUCUGCAUUUUUAACAAGCCCCUCAGCAUGCCAAGGCAUCCCACUGUGGGAAAACCUGCCUCAGGCUGAUGAUCCCCACAGGUCCUAGUUAAGGCUGAGAGCCCUGCUGUCCAAGGAGCUAAAACUUUGGGUGAAGCAAAUCACGUUCUACCCUCCCCAGCCAAAUUGAAGACCUGACUUGAGAUUUGCCUGGAGAGGAGAGAGCUGGGACCAAGCAGAGAGGUCCCGGCCAGCUGUCUGCAAUGGAAUCCCCUUGGGGAGCUUUUAAAAAGGCAUAUUCCUGGGCUCCCCCAAAUUUACUCAGAACCCCUGGGAAUGGGACCAACAGUGUAUAUUUUAACAAACUCCCUGAUGGACAGGAAGGUGUGGGAACCACUGAAUCAGGCCACCAAGUAUGAGCCAGGAGAAGAGACAUGGAAUUGAAGACAGACAGCUCCUAAGGGGUGAGGGAGGGGUGUGCUGGGAGGUCUCACUCCAUGAUCAGGAGCCAGGAGAGCAGACUGAGAGGUCGGAGUAAACACACCAAAAUGCCAGUCCCAAUGGCACAAGGGCAACACCUACAGAGACCUCUUUGGGUUUUAUCAACUGGGAGCUUGAUGUGGCCAUCAUCAACAGAAUGUAGCUGGAGUCUGCGUUAAUGAGAACAGUGCCUUCGUAAGAAGGGAGGCAAGAGACCAAUGGUGCUCAGACUGUGGCUAGAGGCUGGACUCCUGAUCAGGGCUUUAUGUUUUGACAAACAUUGACCACCUGUAUCAUCCUCAGGAGGGUGAC
Messenger RNA from Trichechus manatus latirostris (Florida manatee), 8257 nucleotides. It is a transcript of the gene NDST1, whose product is annotated as N-deacetylase and N-sulfotransferase 1. NCBI's taxonomy places the organism in Eukaryota, Metazoa, Chordata, Mammalia, Sirenia, Trichechidae. Gene Ontology annotation, molecular function: deacetylase activity; heparan sulfate N-sulfotransferase activity. The record is from RefSeq and is a predicted model, not a curated record. Gene Ontology annotation, cellular component: Golgi apparatus.